Messenger RNA from Tribolium castaneum (red flour beetle), 1449 nucleotides. It is a transcript of the gene S6KL, whose product is annotated as S6 Kinase Like. Gene Ontology annotation, molecular function: ATP binding; protein serine/threonine kinase activity. Gene Ontology annotation, biological process: protein phosphorylation. The record is from RefSeq and is a predicted model, not a curated record. The transcript has 9 exons. Lineage: Eukaryota; Metazoa; Arthropoda; Insecta; Coleoptera; Tenebrionidae. Bases 171 to 1340 code for a protein of 389 amino acids.
UUAAUGUGUGAAGACAAAUUACUCGCAAUCGGUGUGUUUUUUUGAAUUUUGUGGUGUUUUUGUCGUUGUUACGUGCGUGGCGGGGUAGGUGCCUGCAAUGCCGGCGCGUUUCGCAUUAUGUCAAAAAUUUUGACAAAGGGCCCCAGUCGUCACCUGCCACUGGUCUUUACAUGGGAAAUACAAGUCCGAGGCCCCCAGCUUUGAAUCAAGACAGUGUUGACGGUGUUUACACACAAAGACGUGAGGAUUCAUGUCAGAAUUUGAGUACGAGUUCGAGUGGACGGUCGUUUGCGAGUGUUAACAGCCACCAAUCAACCUUCAGUGUCUCGAGGCCUUGGUCGCGGGUCUCCAGACGCAGGUGGAAGGAAUCGACUCUAACUUUACCGUACGAGUCGAGCAAAACCGCUUGGCCUGUUUCGCAAAUCGAGUCGUUUUUCUUGCCCGAGUUUCCGUUUCGUAGCGAAGGCAAGCAUUUUACGAAUUUGGGCGAAAUAAACAAAGGGGCGUUUGGCAAAGUGUACAAAGUGAGCGACGAGAAAGGGACGCUUUACGCGCUCAAAGUCUUAUCUAAAUCUAAGAUUAUUAGAGAGAACGCUGUACAGCAAGUUAAAGACGAAGUGAGGAUUCAGAGGGUGUGUGGGCAUCAUCCGUUUAUCGUUGAUUGUCCGUUUCAUUGGCAGAGUAAGAAGAGGUUGUUUAUCGUAAGUAAUUACGUUGCCGGUGGGGAACUUUAUGAUUUAUUGAAGACUUACACCGUCCUUCCUGUGGCUUUAGUCAAGCUUUACGUUGCACAAUUGGCCCUUGCUCUUGAUUUUUUGCACAACGCCGGCGUGAUUUACCGCGACCUGAAACCGGAAAACAUCCUCUUAGAUGCCUCUCUCAACGUCCAAUUGAUUGAUUUCGGCCUUUCGAAGUGGUUGCCAUACGGCAAGACAACGCGUACGAUUUGCGGCACCUUUUUAUACAUGGCUCCGGAGGUAUGGACGGGGGAGGAGUAUGGGCAUGGAGUUGAUUGGUGGAGUCUGGGAGUGAUUGCCUGUGUGAUGCUGACCGGGAAGUAUCCAAGCGCAGAGCCGGACUCGGGGCAAUUCAGCACGGUGUUGCCCCAAGUGGGGCUCGACGGCCCGGCACGUGACCUGCUACAAAGGCUGCUGCAAGUCAAAUCAGCCCAAAGGUUGAGGACUUUGAGGGCACUCAAAAAUAUAGCGUUCUACAAAGGCUACAGUUUUGACGACGUCAAGGAUAGACAAGUUAACCCGAAAGAACUGCUCCCGGAAAUUCCCGAAAAAUUGGGGGAUGACUUCGAGGGGUUUGACGAGAGUUUUGUGACCCAAUUGUAGAAUCCCUUUCCUGGUGAUGAUCCCGUUUCCCGAAUCCAUUCCCAAGGUAAGUGCCUCCUACUUUUCCCUUUUUUCCGUUGUGGUGGAAUAAUAAAUAAGUGAAAAAUUG